AUGGCGCGGCCCCGGGGCGCGGGGGACUCGCGGGCCGCGCUGCUGGCGCUGCUGGCGUGGCUGGCGCGGGCGGGCGUGGCGCGCGCGGCGGGCUCGGUGCGGCUGGCGGGCGGGCUGACGCUGGGCGGGCUGUUCCCGGUGCACGCGCGGGGCGCGGCGGGCGCGGCGUGCGGGCCGCUGAAGAAGGAGCAGGGCGUGCACCGGCUGGAGGCCAUGCUGUACGCGCUGGACCGCGUGAACGCCGACCCGCGGCUGCUGCCGGGCGUGCGCCUGGGCGCGCGGCUGCUGGACACGUGCUCGCGGGACACGCACGCGCUGGAGCAGGCGCUGAGCUUCGUGCAGGCGCUGAUCCGGGGCCGCGGCGACGGCGACGAGGCCGGGCUGCGCUGUCCCGGGGGCGCCCCGCCGCUGCGCGCCGCGCCCCCCGAGCGCGUGGUGGCCGUGGUGGGCGCCUCCGCCAGCUCCGUGUCCAUCAUGGUGGCCAACGUGCUGCGCCUGUUCGCGAUACCCCAGAUCAGCUACGCCUCCACGGCCCCAGAGCUCAGCGACUCCACACGCUACGACUUCUUCUCCCGAGUGGUGCCACCCGACUCAUACCAAGCCCAGGCCAUGGUGGACAUUGUGCGGGCACUGGGGUGGAAUUAUGUGUCCACGCUGGCCUCGGAGGGCAACUAUGGCGAGAGCGGGGUGGAGGCCUUUGUGCAGAUCUCCCGUGAGGCUGGGGGCGUCUGUAUCGCCCAGUCCAUCAAGAUUCCCAGAGAACCAAAGCCUGGAGAGUUUGACAAGGUUAUCCGGAGGCUCAUGGAGACGCCCAAUGCCCGGGGCAUCAUCAUCUUCGCCAAUGAGGAUGACAUCAGGAGGGUCCUGGAGGCCACACGCCAGGCCAACCUGACAGGUCACUUCCUGUGGGUUGGCUCAGACAGCUGGGGAUCCAAGAUCUCACCCAUCCUGAGCCUAGAGGACGCUGCCCUGGGGGCCAUCACCAUCCUGCCCAAAAGAGCAUCCAUUGAUGGCUUUGACCAGUACUUCAUGACGCGCUCCCUGGAGAACAACCGCAGGAACAUUUGGUUCGCUGAGUUCUGGGAAGAAAACUUUAACUGCAAACUAACCAGCUCGGGCGGCCAGUCAGAUGACUCGGCCCGCAAAUGCACAGGCGAGGAACGCAUCGGCCAGGACUCUGCCUACGAGCAAGAGGGAAAGGUCCAGUUUGUGAUCGACGCUGUGUACGCCAUCGCCCAUGCGCUGCACAGCAUGCACCAGGCCCUGUGCCCUGGCCACACAGGCCUGUGCCCUGCAAUGGAGCCCACCGACGGGCGGACACUGCUGCAGUAUAUCCGAGCUGUGCGCUUCAAUGGCAGUGCAGGAACUCCAGUGAUGUUCAAUGAGAACGGAGAUGCUCCUGGACGUUACGACAUCUUCCAGUACCAGGCGAACAAUGGCAGCGCCAGCAGCGGCGGGUACCAGGCUGUGGGCCAGUGGGCAGAAGCGCUCAGACUGGAUGUAGAAGCUUUACAGUGGUCAGGUGACCCCCGCGAGGUACCCCCAUCUCAAUGCAGCCUUCCCUGUGGGCCGGGGGAGCGGAAGAAGAUGGUGAAGGGCGUGCCCUGUUGUUGGCACUGCGAGGCCUGUGAUGGGUACCGCUUCCAGGUGGACGAGUUCACCUGUGAGGCCUGUCCCGGGGACAUGAGGCCCACCCCCAACCACACAGGCUGUCGCCCCACGCCUGUGGUCCGCCUCACCUGGGCCUCUCCCUGGGCAGCGCCCCCCUUGCUCUUGGCCGUGCUGGGCAUCAUGGCCACCACCACGGUGGUGGCCACCUUUGUGCGGCACAACAACACCCCCAUCGUCCGCGCCUCGGGCCGUGAGCUCAGCUACGUGCUGCUCACUGGCAUCUUCCUGAUCUACGCCAUCACCUUCCUCAUGGUGGCUGAGCCAGGGGCGGCCGUCUGUGCCGGCCGGAGACUCUUCCUGGGCCUGGGUACCACGCUCAGCUACUCCGCCCUGCUCACCAAGACCAACCGUAUCUAUCGCAUCUUUGAGCAAGGCAAGCGCUCCGUCACCCCACCGCCCUUCAUCAGCCCCACCUCCCAGCUCGUCAUCACCUUCAGCCUCACCUCCCUGCAGGUGGUGGGAGUGAUAGCGUGGCUGGGAGCCCAGCCCCCACACAGUGUGAUUGACUAUGAGGAACAGCGGACGGUGGAUCCGGAGCAGGCCAGGGGGGUCCUCAAGUGUGACAUGUCAGAUCUAUCCCUCAUCGGCUGCCUGGGCUACAGCCUCCUCCUCAUGGUCACGUGCACUGUAUAUGCCAUCAAGGCCCGUGGAGUGCCUGAGACCUUCAAUGAGGCCAAGCCCAUUGGCUUCACCAUGUACACCACCUGCAUCAUCUGGCUGGCAUUUGUGCCCAUCUUCUUUGGCACUGCCCAAUCAGCAGAGAAGAUCUAUAUCCAAACCACCACACUGACGGUGUCCUUGAGCCUGAGUGCAUCGGUGUCCCUAGGAAUGCUCUACGUGCCCAAAACCUACGUCAUCCUGUUCCAUCCAGAGCAGAAUGUGCAGAAGAGAAAGCGAAGCCUGAAGAAGACCUCCACCAUGGCAGCCCAGCCCAAGGGUGAGGAUGAAGAAGGCCCCAAGUAG
Messenger RNA from Dipodomys spectabilis (banner-tailed kangaroo rat), 2634 nucleotides. It is a transcript of the gene Grm6, whose product is annotated as glutamate metabotropic receptor 6. Gene Ontology annotation, molecular function: adenylate cyclase inhibiting G protein-coupled glutamate receptor activity. Gene Ontology annotation, biological process: regulation of synaptic transmission, glutamatergic; G protein-coupled glutamate receptor signaling pathway. Bases 1 to 2634 code for a protein of 877 amino acids. Lineage: Eukaryota; Metazoa; Chordata; Mammalia; Rodentia; Heteromyidae. Gene Ontology annotation, cellular component: membrane. The record is from RefSeq and is a predicted model, not a curated record. The transcript is spliced from 10 exons.